AUGGCGAAGAAAAAGAAGCCCGCCGGCAACCCCGCUCGUGGCUUCGCGACCACGUCGGUUGCGAGCAAGCCCAAGCCAGAAAAGAUUGCUGCAGACGCCCCAGCCAAGCAAGUCGUUCAGGCACCGGAUAAGAAAAGCGCGACUGCACCAGAGCCUACGCAUGCGCCGACCACGUCCCAGACGGCUGAAGCGCCCAAGCCAGACGUCGCACCCACUCCCGAGGAACUCGAGGCCCAGCUAGAGCGUGAUGAACUCCAACUGCUUGUUGAGAAGCACGCACCAAAGGUCCGCCGUGAAUCUAGUCGAUAUGUCUCUAAAUUCCAGACGGACCGUAGGCUCCUCCGCAGCCAGUCGCACGCCAUGACGGUCCACGAUUGGCUUCCCAGUGAGAUCUUGGAUAGCAUUAUUCUCCUAGCCCAGGCAGAGUCGAACGACUCGAACAGGAGGCAGGGACAGCAGUCCCUUCUCAAGACCCUGACUGAAGAGGAUGCCAUGUCCAAGCUUUGGACCCUUGAUCUUACCCUGCGCGAGCUAGGUUUCUCUCAGGAUCACAUCCAGCCCGUCUUGAGAUGGCUUUGUGCCAAUGCUGCAAGCAUUGAUGCGUCUUCUGGUAUCUGGGGUCUUCAAGAAGCGCUGGAGUGGCUUGCUUUGGACCAAUGCGAGGACCACUCUUUCUCAUAUGAAGAAUCGCAACCCAGACGGUCAGGACUCGAGUCCCUUAAUAUUUCUCGACCUCCGACACCGCCGCCUCAGCCGUCCACCAACGGAAACACCGUUUCUGGAGCCUCACCUUCCGCACCCGUAAAAGCCCCAGCACCGGAAGAGUUUAGUCAAUCGGAUGUCUACGUCAGUGACCUCGAUAGCGACCUUGAAUCCGACGAACUUAUUCCCGGGUAUCUGAAGAUCAAGGGCAAGCUGUUUGAAAUUGAUCCACAGCUCGUCGAUGCGUCCACACGGAAGCCAAAGGGAUCUAAAUCUAAGAAAUCCGCGCCUGUGCCUACGCAGACUCCAGCUGUUCGAAAACUGCUCUCCCAGUUGCAGCAAAUUACGUCUGAUCCUCUCUUUGACGAAUACCAAGCUGAAGCGCAGUGGCCUGCAAAGCGUAAUCAAAUUGCACAGAGUCAAGCUGAGAAGAGACAACAAAAUGGCUCACAGUCUAGUAAUACUCGAGUGCAAGAUAAUGACACUACUCUAGAUCUUCCAGUAUCUGCAAAAGUUGAAGCCAAUCCCGCACCAGCAGCGUCUCCAACUGAGCGCGAUCAUGAAGAGGACGCUGACCUACUAGGAGGCAUGUUUGCAGUACCCGAUGCAACGUCCGCUCCCGAGGCUACGCCCAACGGCACAGAUUCCGACAAUAUAGCACUACGUGACUUUGGCAAAAUGAGUGGAGUGUCUCCUCGCAAAGUGCUUGAAGAGGCCAUGAGAUCCAGGGAUGCUGGAGCGCGACUAUCUUACAAAAUGGUCUCACCCACAACGUAUACUUGUCGGCACUCGGUGACCAUCACCUGGUCGAAGGAACAAGACAUCGAGUACGACAUCGAUAUCGUUGGGGUUCUUUGUACUCCGUACCGGAAGCAAAUCAUCCUCGAGGCGACUGAAAUUGCUGCUGUAUCGGUUGAGCAGAGUGAAAGCUUCAUCUCUGUCGCUGCACUCUUCUCAAUCUCUGCUGCUCUACCGAAAGAAGAGAAGGUUUACAUCCGGCUUCCGUCUAACUGGAGAGACGUCUACAAGGAGUUCUUAGAGCGCCGCAAGACGCGCUUGGACGCGGAAGAUCGUGAUGCUAUCAAACACUACCGUUCGAUCAUCGAGGAUCAGAUCGAGAACGAAGAGUCAGAUGGUGUUGUGCUUACAAAUCGCUUUAAGAUGCGCGCUCAGGCAGCUACAAGCUCGAGCGCAUCGAACUCUGGCUAUAGCACACCGGUGCGACAUCACGACGGUCUGAGAGAGUUGUGGGUUGCAAAAGCUUCAACUUCAUCAUACCAGCGUAUGCUUGUUGGACGAAUGAACCUCCCAGUCUUUAAUUUCAGGGACUCUAUUUUGUCAACAAUCGACAAAAAUCAGGUUACAAUCAUCUGCGGUGAGACUGGCUGUGGAAAGAGUACACAAAUUCCGGCUUUCGUCCUCGAGCACGAGCUCUCGCAAGGCAGGUCAUGCAAGGUCUAUUGUACGGAGCCAAGACGUAUAUCCGCAAUUUCGCUUGCGCAACGUGUGAGCGAGGAACUUGGCGAAGGACCCAAGGACCUUGGAUCAAUGCGCUCACUUGUAGGAUAUGCAAUUCGCCUUGAAUCAAAGACUUCUUCACAGACUCGCUUGAUAUACGCGACUGUUGGUGUGGUAUUGCGAAUGCUAGAAUCAUCUGGAGGUCUACAAGAGGUCACACAUCUGGUCAUCGAUGAAGUCCACGAAAGAUCCAUCGACACAGAUUUCCUUCUUGUUAUCCUUCGGUCACUCAUGGAACGCCGACCUGAACUCAAGGUCAUAUUAAUGAGCGCUACGGUAGAUGCCGCAAAGUUCUCAAGGUAUCUUAACGACGCGCCAAUCCUCACAGUACCAGGUCGGACCUUCCCAGUUCAGACUCGAUACCUGGAGGAUGCGGUUGAGUUGACCAAUUAUACUGGAGCAUCUGAUGUAACCAAAAACACCGCCACAAGCGAUGAGGACGAGGGUGACGAUAUCACGAGCGAUAAAUCCGGUAUCCCCAGCAAACUACCAGGUUACAGUCCGGCCACACGUAGUGUGCUCUCUGCGUACGACGAGUACGCCAUUGAUUACGAUCUGAUCACUCGUCUGGUUGAGACAGUCGCGUAUGAUUCGCAGUUGAGCCGCUUCAGCAGUGCCAUCUUGGUAUUCCUUCCAGGUAUCGCUGAGAUCCGCCAGCUCAAUGACAUAUUGGUCAGCCAUCCCUCAUUCAAGGCCGAUUGGUAUGUGUAUCCGCUACACUCCACCAUCUCAAGCGAAGACCAACAGGCCGCGUUCCUUGUUCCACCUCCGGGCGUACGCAAGAUUGUGCUUGCUACGAACAUCGCUGAAACCGGAGUCACAAUUCCGGACAUCACCUGCGUCAUUGACACAGGUAAACACAAGGAGAUGAGGUUUGACGAACGCAGACAGCUAUCACGCUUGACACAAUCAUUCAUAUCUAGAGCCAAUGCGAAGCAGCGACGCGGUCGUGCUGGCCGUGUACAGGAAGGUCUAUGCUUCCAUCUCUUCACAAAAUAUCGCCACGAUAACCUUAUGGCGGAACAGCAAACGCCUGAGAUGCUGAGGCUAUCGCUCCAAGAUUUGGUCAUGCGCGUGAAGAUCUGCAAGCUGGGUGAUAUCGAGGCUACCCUUGCUCAAGCACUCGAUCCACCCACUUCAAGGAACAUUCGCCGUGCUAUUGAUGCACUUGUAGAGGUCGAUGCGUUGACGCCGAGCGAAGAGCUGACACCUCUUGGUCGUCAAAUCGCAAAGCUCCCAUUGGAUGCACACUUGGGCAAGCUUGUACUUCUUGCAAGCACAUUUGGUUGUGUUGACGUUGCUAUCACCAUUGCUGCCAUUGUGUCUUCCAAGUCACCUUUCUUGACACCGUUUGGAGCAAAGCAACGAGCUGACAUCGCCCGCCUCGCGUUCAAGAAGGGCGACUCCGACCUCCUUACCACAUACAACGCCUAUAAAGCCUGGAAAGCAGUCUGUACCACCCCGGGACGGUCUGAAAUGCAAUUCUGCCACAGAAACUUCCUGAGCCCGCAAAAUCUUGGGAACAUCGAGGACCUCAAAGCCCAACUCUUCUCCUCACUAGUCGACGCAGGCUUCAUCCAACUCACGCCCGACGAGCGCCACGCUUCGAACCGCUACCGCAACACAUCCCGCCACCGUGUCUUCGUCGACAUACCACCCCAAUACGACAUCCAUACGGACAACGACGUCCUGGUAAACUCCGUCAUCGCAACGGCCUUCUACCCCAAGAUCCUGACCCGCGAAGGAAAAGGCUGGCGUAACAUUUCCAACAACCAAACCGUUUCCUUGGGCCCAACUUCCGUUAACAAGGGCAGCCAAACCGCACACUUCCUUUCGUACUACAACAUCAUGCAAUCCAGCAACAAGUUCUACAACGCGCACUCUACCUCCAUUGCAUACCCGCUUCCCAUGGUCCUCAUGGUCGCUGCGGACAACGCCAUGGAUUUUAAACUACACGCCGGUGUCAUCAGUCUGCCUGGCAACGUCCUCCGUUUUGCAGUGAGGGAAUGGAGGGCAGCUGUUGCGCUCAAGGUGUUGAGACGCCGCGUCAAGGAGAUUUUGGCAAAUAGCUGGAAGAACCCGAGUCGGCAGCUGAGUGAUCGGGAGAAGGAGUGGUUGGGCUUGUUUUAUAAGAUGUUUGAGGAGAGGUUUGAGAAGGAUGAGAGGAUUCGGGAGAGGGGUGGGGGGAAGGCGAAGUAA
Alternaria burnsii is the source of this 4419-nucleotide messenger RNA. RefSeq names its product atp-dependent rna helicase a. The transcript is spliced from 2 exons. Gene Ontology annotation, cellular component: intracellular anatomical structure. NCBI's taxonomy places the organism in Eukaryota, Fungi, Ascomycota, Dothideomycetes, Pleosporales, Pleosporaceae. Bases 1 to 4419 code for a protein of 1472 amino acids. Gene Ontology annotation, molecular function: ATP binding; RNA binding. The record is from RefSeq and is a predicted model, not a curated record.